GGGGGAGGUGUGAGAUGGGAAAGUCCUGACUCAUCUGUGCUUGACUCAGCUCGCCCUGCGGCCGGGUGGGAGCGAGGGGGUGGAGUUGGAGAGGGGAGGGCCACUCCAAGAUUCUUCUGAGGAGGAGCCUUGGUCAGACUGGGGACACUGGAGAGGACGAAUUUCCUAACAGCCCCUUCCCAAAUUAUAACAGGUCCCAACAUAUGAAGCUGUAAACACAGGAGGUAGUGGGUGCCCCUUGCCCCGCCUCUCUGCCGCACAGGGGGCGGGGCCCAGUGCCUGGAAGCCCACUUCUCUCGUGCAGGCUCAGACGAGGAGUCCUGACUCCAAGGGGGGGCGAGACACUGCAGUGCGGGAAACACCCCAGGAACGGGGUCUUGGCUUCCCCCAGGAACGGGGUCUUGGCGCUGCCACGUACUGGUCACAUGACCCAGGGGCAUGUCGCUUCCUUUUCCCACACCUCAGUUUCAUCCUGGUGAAAUGGGGAUGAUAAUACUGUCCCUUUAGGUGGUAGGUAGUUUUGAGGACCCGCGCGGUGGUGAAGGUGAGAGCUUGAGUGAGACGCGUCAGCCACAGGCCUGUCCCUAAGCCCAGGUCCCUCUCCAGCCCCCCUCUUAACUGCUUCUGCUCUAACCUGUUGCAGGAGAUGGGGGCUGGUGGAGGGAGGCGUCCCAGCCGGGCCCUGGACUUUGGAACCUUCCCCUGAGGAGCCUCUCUUCCCAGAGGCAGAGCUAGAGCAGGGAAGGCCAAUAUGCUUGGGGUUAAUUUAGGGUUAGACUCCCACAGGGUCACGGGUGGGGGGUGGCGUCGACUCCAGGUCCAGCCCAGCCUCCAGCAGCCCUGCUGGGAGCGGCGGGAGUGCGCACCGACGUCUGGCUGGGCAGAUCACGAGGGCGAGGCUGGGUCCAAGUCUCCUCCCCUCCCCCACCCCGAUCGGUGGGGCGGAGGAGGGUAGGGCAGGGGGCGGUUGGGUGAGGCUUCGGUGUUUGUGUGAGUCUAUUUGUUGGUGUAUCUAUAGCCCCGCGUGUAUGUGUGUGCGCGCGUGUGUCUUCCUUUGUCACUACCAGGCUCAACUUUCUCCGGUUCCCUUGUGGCCGGGCCUCAGUCUUUUCAUCCGUUCAAUGAGUCGGCGCGCUCCCUCUCUGCCGUCGGGCAGCCCGGGCGUCUGCGGGUGCCCCAGGCUGAUUCCGUGCUCCUGCUUGGGCCAGCGCCUCCUUCGCCCUCCAGCACACCUCCGCGGGUCGGCGUGGGCGCGCCUCUGGUUUCCUGGGCUCCGUGCGUGUCUUUGUCUCCCUGUCCACGUGUGAGCUUCCGUGCUCCAGUACCGAGUACCUGGCUGGGCCCUGGGCACGCACAGGGGCCGUAGCCCCACUGUGUGUGGGAGCCAUGAGGAUCCUGGCUAACAAGACAAGGUUACCCCACCCCAGGAGGAGAGAAGCUCCAGGGAGCCCGCCGCUGUCCCCACGUGGCCACUGCCCCCCGGCCCCAGCCAAGCCAAUGCACCCAGAAAAUAAGUUGACCAAUCAUGGCAAGACAGGGAAUGGCGGGGCCCAAUCCCAGCACCAGAAUGUGAACCAAGGACCCACCUGCAACCUGGGCCCAAAGGGCGUGGGGGCGGGGAGCCAUGGGGCCAAGACCAACCAGAUCUCACCCAGCAACUCAAGUCUGAAGAACCCCCAGGCAGGAGUGCCCCCUUUCAGCUCACUCAAGGGCAAGGUGAAGAGGGAGCGGAGCGUGUCUGUGGACUCUGGAGAGCAGCGAGAGGCUGGGACCCCAUCCCUGGAUUCAGAGGCCAAAGAGGUGGCUCCCCGGAGCAAGCGGAGGUGUGUGCUGGAGCGGAAGCAGCCAUACAGUGGGGACGAAUGGUGCUCAGGACCCGACAGCGAGGAGGACGACAAGCCCAUUGGGGCCACCCACAACUGUAAUGUAGCAGACCCAGCCAUGGCGGCCCCACAGCUGGGUCCUGGCCAAGCCGCCCAACUGCCCCUCAGCGAGAGCAGCGCACCAGGACCCCCGCAUGGGCCGCCACCGGGCCUUCGGCCCGACGCCCCUGGGGGCGGGGGUGGGGGUGUCCCCGGAAAGCCCCCCUCACAGUACGUGUAUGUCUUCACCACCCACCUGGCCAACACGGCUGCUGAGGCGGUGCUGCAGGGCCGGGCUGACUCCAUCCUGGCCUACCACCAGCAGAACGUGCCCCGGGCCAAGCUGGACCAGGUCCCGAAAGUGCCACCUACCCCAGAACCUCUACCCUUAAGCACGCCGUCAGCGGGCACUCCGCAGUCGCAGCCACCGCCACUCCCGCCGCCGCCACCCCCGGCCCCGGGCAGCGCCCCGCCCGCUCUGCCUUCUGAUGGUCCUCCCGAGGACGCUGGCCAGGACCUGACGCCCAACUCAGUGGGAGCUGCCAGCACAGGUGGUGGCACCGGGGGCACCCACCCUAACACCCCUACAGCUGCCGCCUCCAGCAACCCGCUGCCUCCUGGAGGAGACCCCAGCAGUGCCCCUGGCCCUGCCCUGCUUGGGGAGGCUGCCCCCACGGGCAAUGGGCAGCGGAGCCUUGUGGGCUCUGAAGGGCUGUCCAAGGAGCAGCUGGAGCACCGGGAGCGUUCCCUGCAGACGCUUCGAGACAUUGAGAGGCUGUUGCUCCGCAGCGGGGAGACCGAGCCCUUCCUCAAGGGACCCCCAGGAGGAGCCGGCGAGGGGGGACCACCAGCACAAGCCCCUCCUGCCCCCCAGCAGCCCCCCACGGCCCCUCCCAGUGGGCUGAAAAAGUACGAGGAGCCCUUGCAGUCUAUGAUCUCACAGACGCAGAGCCUGGGGGGCCCCCCGCUGGAGCACGAAGUGCCUGGGCACCCCCCAGGCGGGGACAUGGGGCAGCAGAUGAACAUGAUGAUGCAGAGGCUGGGCCAGGACAGCCUGACGCCGGAGCAGGUGGCCUGGCGCAAGCUGCAGGAAGAGUACUACGAGGAGAAGCGGCGGAAGGAGGAGCAGAUCGGGCUGCACGGGGGCCGCCCUCUGCAGGACAUGAUGGGCAUGGGGGGCAUGAUGGUGAGGGGGCCACCGCCUCCCUACCACAGCAAGCCUGGGGAUCAGUGGCCCCCCGGCAUGGGGGCACAGCUGCGGGGACCCAUGGAUGUCCAAGAUCCCAUGCAACUCCGGGGCGGACCUCCCUUUCCCGGCCCCCGUUUCCCAGGCAACCAGAUGCAACGGGUGCCUGGGUUUGGAGGCAUGCAGGGUAUGCCCAUGGAGGUGCCCAUGAAUGCCAUGCAGAGGCCUGUGAGGCCGGGUAUGGGCUGGACCGAAGACUUGCCCCCCAUGGGGGGGCCCAGCAAUUUUGCCCAGAAUGCUGUGCCCUACCCAGGUGGGCAGGGUGAAGCGGAGCGAUUCAUGACCCCCCGGGUCCGGGAGGAGCUUCUGCGGCACCAGCUGCUGGAGAAGCGGUCGAUGGGCAUGCAGCGCCCCCUGGGCAUGGCAGGCAGUGCCAUGGGGCAGGGCAUGGAGGUGGAGCGGAUGAUGCAGGCGCACCGGCAGAUGGACCCGGCCAUGUUUCCUGGGCAGAUGGCUGGUGGUGAGGGCCUGGCGGGCACUCCCAUGGGCAUGGAGUUUGGUGGAGGCCGGGGCCUCUUGAGUCCCCCCAUGGGGCAGUCUGGGCUGAGAGAGGUGGACCCUCCCAUGGGGCCAGGCAACCUCAACAUGAACAUGAAUGUGAACAUGAACAUGAACAUGAACUUGAAUGUCCAGAUGACCCCACAGCAGCAGAUGCUGAUGUCACAGAAGAUGCGGGGCCCAGGGGACAUGAUGGGGCCGCAGGGCCUCAGUCCCGAGGAGAUGGCCCGGGUGCGGGCCCAGAACAGCAGCGGCAUGAUGGGUGGCCCCCAGAAGAUGCUCAUGCCCUCGCAGUUCCCCAACCAGGGCCAGCAGGGAUUCUCUGGGGGCCAGGGGCCCUAUCAAGCCAUGCCCCAGGACAUGGGCAACACACAAGACAUGUUCAGUCCCGACCAGAGCUCAAUGCCCAUGGGCAACGUGGGCACCACCCGGCUCAGCCACAUGCCCCUGCCCCCUGCGUCCAAUCCUCCCGGGUCUGUGCAUUCAGCCCCUAACCGGGGACUGGGCAGACGGCCUUCAGACCUCACCAUCAGUAUUAAUCAGAUGGGCUCGCCGGGCAUGGGGCACCUGAAGUCGCCCACCCUUAGCCAGGUGCACUCGCCCCUGGUCACCUCGCCCUCCGCUAACCUCAAGUCACCCCAGACUCCCUCACAGAUGGUGCCCUUGCCUUCGGCCAACCCGCCGGGACCUCUCAAGUCGCCACAGGUCCUCAGCUCCUCCCUCAGUGUCCGUUCACCCACUGGCUCGCCCAGCAGGCUCAAGUCUCCUUCCGUGGCGGUGCCUUCUCCCGGCUGGGUCGCCUCACCCAAGACAGCCAUGCCCAGCCCUGGGGUCCCCCAGAACAAGCAGCCGCCCCUCAACAUGAACUCUUCUACCACCCUGGGCAGCAUGGAACAGGGUGCCCUCCCGCCUAGCGGCCCCCGGAGCAGCUCCUCAGCGCCUCCCGCCAACCCUCCCAGCGGCCUCAUGAACCCCAGCUUGCCAUUCACUUCCUCCCCAGACCCCACGCCUUCCCAGAACCCCCUGUCACUGAUGAUGUCCCAGAUGUCCAAGUACGCCAUGCCCAGCUCCACCCCGCUCUACCACAACGCCAUCAAGACCAUCGCCACCUCCGACGACGAGCUGCUGCCCGACCGGCCCCUGCUCCCCCCUCCACCACCGCCACAGGGCUCUGGGCCAGGGAUCAGCAAUAACCAGCCCAGCCAGCUGCACCUGAACUCAGCUGCUGCCCAGAGCCCCAUGGGCAUGAACCUGCCAGGCCAGCAGCCCCUGUCCCAUGAACCCCCGCCUACUAUGUUGCCCUCCCCUACCCCUCUGGGGUCCAACAUUCCACUGCACCCCAAUGCACAGGGGACAGGAGGGCCCCCUCAGAACUCGAUUAUACUGCCUCCAGGGGGCCCAGACUCCCUGAGUGCCCCCUGUGGCCCUGUGCCCAGCUCGUCCCAGAUGAUGCCCUUCCCCCCUCGGCUGCAGCAGCCCCAUGGUGCCAUGGCCCCCAGCGGGGGUGGGGGCGGGGGGCCUGGCCUGCAGCAGCACUACCCUUCGGGCAUGCCCCUGCCCCCAGAGGACCUGCCUAGCCAGCCGCCGGGCCCCAUGCCCCCUCAGCAGCACCUGAUGGGCAAAGGCAUGGCUGGGCGCAUGGGCGAUGCCUACCCCCCGGGCGUGCUCCCUGGGGUGGCAUCCGUGCUGAACGACCCUGAGCUGAGCGAGGUGAUCCGGCCCACCCCGACGGGGAUCCCUGAGUUCGACUUAUCGAGGAUCAUCCCCUCUGAGAAGCCAAGCAGCACCCUCCAAUACUUCCCCAAGAGCGAGAACCAGCCCCCCAAGGCCCAGCCCCCCAAUCUGCAUCUCAUGAACCUGCAGAACAUGAUGGCGGAGCAGACCCCCUCACGGCCCCCCAACCUCCCGGGCCAACAGGGCGUCCAGCGGGGUCUCAACAUGUCCAUGUGCCACCCUGGACAGAUGUCCUUGCUGGGCAGGACAGGUGUGCCCCCGCAGCAGGGCAUGGUGCCCCACGGUCUGCACCAGGGAGUCAUGUCCCCGCCACAAGGCCUCAUGGCCCAGCAGAAUUUCAUGCUGAUGAAGCAACGGGGCGUAGGGGGCGAGGUCUAUAGCCAGCCCCCCCACAUGCUCUCCCCACAGGGCUCCCUCAUGGGCCCCCCGCCCCAGCAGAACCUCAUGGUGUCCCACCCCUUGCGGCAGCGCAGCGUGUCUCUGGACAGCCAGAUGGGGUACCUCCCGGCGCCGGGCAGCAUGGCCAACCUGCCCUUCUAGCGGUCCCCGGGGGGGUGGGGGCUGGGGCGAUACUGCAAAUAUGAUAACCUUAAAGAAGUUUCUUCCCCUCCAGUGUUGGGAUGGCCUGGGUCAAGGGGUGGGGUGGAGGGGUGGGAGGGACUCGUGUGGGGAGUGGCGUUUGUGGAAACCAGAAGUGCUGGCAGCUUAGGGGAAAGUGGCAGAGCGGGGUGGGGGGUUUUGGAUUGGGGUUCUAUUUCAGCCGUGGGGACUGCCCCUCCCUCACCCCUCCCCAGUCCGAUGGAGCCUCUCUUUUCCCUCGUUCUCGGCACCCCUCCCCCUCUUCAGCUAUGCUUUCAGAGUCCUGUUAUGGAAUCCUGGGGUGGGAGUGGGAGGAGAGGAGAGGUCUCCCCACUCUGUCCCUUUCCUUUCUGUGGCUGUCUCCUCGGCUCUGUGUUGCUGGGGCUUCACUCUCCUCUUGGUUUCUCUGCUCCCAGCCGUUUUUCCUUCUGUCUUUUCCUGUCUCGUUUCCUCUCCCUGCUGCUGUGGCUGACCCCCUCUCCCACCCCUCCCUGCAGGCGGCUGGCUAGGUGGGCAGGCGCCAGCCGCGACUGUAAAUAGUACGCUGAGCUUUUGUGCGGGUUUGUGUGUGUGCUGUAUUUCUGUGUUUUGAUAGAAGUCACAAACAAGAAAAAAGGUUAAACCCCUCCCUCCCCCCUUCUUCAAAUUAUUGCCCCUUUCCAUUCCCCUGGACUCAGGACCACACAGUCCGACACACGCACCCGCUGUUUGCUGGGUCUCUGGGUCCGUAAGGCUACCAUUCCGGUCCCUUCCCCAGAUGGUGAAACAACAGAUACCCCACACCUAAACUGAGGUCAGACCACCGAGGCUUCCACCUGGAGAGCCCCAUCCGAGCUGAGACACCCCCCCCUCCAAAGCGGCAGCCAGUCUGCUGCUGAAUGAAUUCAGGAGAACGUGUGCUAGGGCAUGCAUGCUCGCCCCACACAGGGGACCCGGGGCCCUGGCUUCCCAGCUCCGGAUGUCUGGCGUCCGCUGCUGCUACACCUUAGCCAGAACUUGAAGUCCUUCGUCCCCCGUGUGGGAUGAGGGAAAGGAGGAAGAGGUGGAGGCUGUGCGGCCCCUUGAGCGGGGCCAUGGAGCAGUGGCCCAGCGGCCCAGAUGGCCCUGUGCCUGCUGCAGCAGCCCUGGGCCAGGGAAGCCCCAGGCCCCGACUUUUCCAGGAGCUGCCACCCACUUCCCACCAAAGGCGGAAGGAAGAGGGUUUGGCUGAGUCCAUCUGUCUCCCUCCAGCCUCCGCCCUUUGAGAAUGGGUUAGAGAAAGUGAUGGAGAAGCAGGGCGCAUCCUACCUGCCCGCUCACCGGCAAGGCCCUCUGCCCCGGGCUCGGGGCUCUCUGCCUGCCCAGGCCCAGCCACUGCCUCCCCCUCGCUCCCCUGCUCUUUCCCAGACCUCCCCACCUGCCUCUGGUCCGAGCUGAAGCCAUACAGACUCAGUGUUUUGCCCCCUUGGCCCCAGGAGUAAAACACUUCUCCUUUUCUCACUUCCUUUCCUGCCUUGUGAGGUGGCAGGGCAGUUCCCUGACCUUUGUGCCCGAACUCCAGGGCCAAGGGCCAUUUCUAGACAAGGUGUCUUUUGCCAUGGCCCCGUCCCUAGCCUUCCCGAUCUGCAGGGUCUGGCCUUGCAUUGGCAGCUGUGUUACAAAGGGAAUUUGCCCCACUUUUCCCAGUCUGGUGCUGUCCUCAGUCCACCGUCAGCCAGGUCAAGCGCUUCCUCUGGGGCUGGCUGGCUGCAGGCUCCUGCCUUCUCCAGCACCUCCCUGGGGCCCCUGGGGCCCCCGGGGCCAGGGCCCCGGCACCUGUGUUUGGGGGGCCACCUGCCUUCCAUCCUGCCAGGCGCUUUGCCCACCCUGCCUCAACCUGGGCCAGUGAGCCCCCCACCCCUGACCCAAGACUCCCCAAACUGAGUCUUUUAAGUGUUUCCUGCCCAGAGGAGAGAGGGGUCAGACCGCAAAGGGCCGAGUGUCCUCCCCAUUCUCCUCUUGCCCCAUCUCCGCCACCAGACUAGCUUUCCAAGGUGAACUCCACAGGCCAGCCUAUGUCCCUCCAUCCAUGGCCAUACCCCCAGCCAUUUUGUACCAUUAUAUAAAUAUAUAUAUAUAAAUAUAAAUAUAUAAAUACAAUAUGUGAAGACAUCUUCUUGGUUUUUAUUUUGAAACAAUUUUUAGGCUUGUUCCGGGGGUCUCUGUGCUGCCUGUACUGUAUUGACCUGUUUUAUAGGUGCCUUUUUAUUAAAAAGAGAAAAUUAAAAAUCCAA
Molecule: messenger RNA, 8171 nt
Organism: Ailuropoda melanoleuca (giant panda)
Lineage: Eukaryota; Metazoa; Chordata; Mammalia; Carnivora; Ursidae
Gene: BCL9L
Product: BCL9 like
Exons: 9
Coding region: 1387-5880 (1497 amino acids)
Biological process (GO): positive regulation of transcription by RNA polymerase II; canonical Wnt signaling pathway; negative regulation of transforming growth factor beta receptor signaling pathway
Cellular component (GO): beta-catenin-TCF complex
Molecular function (GO): beta-catenin binding; transcription coactivator activity
Source: RefSeq, a predicted model, not a curated record